This is a messenger RNA of Carlito syrichta (Philippine tarsier), 2531 nucleotides long. It is a transcript of the gene UGP2, whose product is annotated as UDP-glucose pyrophosphorylase 2. Gene Ontology annotation, biological process: UDP-alpha-D-glucose metabolic process; glycogen metabolic process. The transcript is spliced from 10 exons. Gene Ontology annotation, cellular component: cytoplasm. The record is from RefSeq and is a predicted model, not a curated record. Lineage: Eukaryota; Metazoa; Chordata; Mammalia; Primates; Tarsiidae. The coding region runs from base 656 to 2182 and encodes 508 amino acids. Gene Ontology annotation, molecular function: UTP:glucose-1-phosphate uridylyltransferase activity.
AGGCGGGGAGUUGGAGGCCCCGGCCAGUCUGCCAGCCCGAGCGCGGAAUUUGUUAGCGCCUCCUAGUCCCGGGAUGUUUAUGGGCUGGUAAAAAUGGUUGCAUUGGCCCCCGUUGCCGGCCUCACCCGCUUCCCCCGACCCCUGCUUGGCGGGAGUCGCUGUUGGCCAGGGUUUUCCGGGGAGCCGGCGGGAGGCUGGACAGCGGCGCCGGGGAGGGGGCAGCUAGGGGUGCGGCCUCCCAGUGCCUGCUGCAGUCCAGCCCCGGAGGGCGUGGGGACCGGGAGGCGGUGAAAUAGCCGCUUUAGGUCCGCCUCUUUCAUUGAUGAAAUUAAAGUUCGCGUGGUUUUACCUUUUCCGGAGUCUCCAGCUGGCCCCCAUUUGUGUCAGGAGCGCAGUGUAGCCAAGAGUUCCCAAGCGGACUCAGUCGCACUAAGUUUCUGUCUUUUGGAACUGAAGAAGGUUUUAACUAGGUGUAUUUUUUUUUAGCCAGUUUUAAUCUCUUUGAAUAAAUACUCCCUUAAGUAGCUAAACAUAGGGGGGAAAGAAUACGUCUGUUGUCAAAGCAGGGGAGGAAGAGAGACCUGCCCUAUAGCGUGACUCCUAGAGACAUUUUUUUGAAAAAUUAUAAACCAAAGUGUUUUACUAAAAUCCUAAAAUGUCGAGAUUUGUACAAGAUCUUAGCAAAGCGAUGUCUCAAGAUGGCGCUUCUCAGUUCCAAGAAGUUAUUCGACAAGAGCUAGAAUUAUCUGUGAAGAAGGAACUAGAAAAAAUACUCACCACAGCGUCGUCACAUGAGUUUCAGCAUACAAAAAAGGACCUUGAUGGAUUUCGGAAUCUAUUUCAUAGAUUUUUGCAAGAAAAGGGGCCUUCUGUGGAUUGGGGGAAAAUCCAGAGACCUCCAGAGGAUUCGAUUCAACCCUAUGAAAAGAUAAAGGCCAGGGGGCUGCCUGAUAAUAUAUCUUCUGUGUUGAACAAGUUAGUGGUGGUGAAACUCAAUGGUGGUUUGGGAACCAGUAUGGGCUGCAAAGGCCCUAAAAGUCUGAUUGGUGUGAGGAAUGAGAAUACCUUUUUGGAUCUGACUGUUCAGCAAAUUGAACAUUUGAAUAAAACCUACAAUACAGAUGUUCCUCUUGUUUUAAUGAACUCUUUUAACACGGAUGAAGAUACCAAAAAAAUACUACAGAAGUACAAUCAUUGUCGUGUGAAAAUCUACACUUUUAAUCAAAGCAGGUACCCGAGGAUUAAUAAAGAAUCUUUACUUCCUAUAGCAAAGGAUGUAUCUUACUCAGGGGAAAAUACCGAAGCUUGGUACCCUCCAGGUCAUGGUGAUAUCUACGCCAGCUUCUACAACUCUGGUUUGCUUGAUACCUUUAUAGGAGAAGGCAAAGAGUAUAUUUUUGUGUCUAACAUAGAUAAUUUGGGUGCCACAGUGGAUCUUUAUAUUCUCAAUCAUCUAAUGAACCCACCUAAUGGAAAACGCUGUGAAUUUGUCAUGGAAGUCACAAAUAAAACGCGUGCAGAUGUAAAGGGUGGGACACUCACUCAAUAUGAAGGCAAACUGAGACUGGUGGAAAUCGCACAAGUGCCAAAAGCACAUGUUGAUGAAUUCAAGUCUGUAUCAAAAUUCAAAAUAUUUAACACAAACAACCUAUGGGUUUCUCUUGCAGCAGUUAAAAGGCUGCAAGAGCAGAAUGCCAUUGACAUGGAAAUCAUUGUGAAUCCAAAGACUUUGGAUGGAGGCUUGAAUGUCAUUCAGUUAGAAACCGCAGUAGGCGCUGCCAUUAAAAGCUUUGAGAAUUCUCUGGGUAUCAAUGUUCCGCGGAGCCGGUUUCUGCCGGUCAAGACCACCUCAGACCUCUUGCUCGUGAUGUCGAACCUCUACAGCCUUGAGGCGGGCUCUCUGACGAUGAGCGAAAAGCGGGAGUUUCCUACAGUGCCCUUGGUCAAGCUAGGCAGCUCUUUUACAAAGGUUCAAGAUUAUCUAAGAAGAUUUGAAAGUAUACCAGAUAUGCUUGAAUUGGAUCACCUCACAGUCUCAGGAGAUGUGACAUUUGGCAAGAAUGUUUCAUUAAAGGGAACGGUUAUCAUCAUUGCAAACCAUGGUGAUAGAAUUGACAUCCCACCUGGAGCAGUAUUAGAGAACAAGAUUGUAUCUGGAAACCUUCGCAUCUUGGACCACUGAAAUGAAAAGUAUUGUGGACACUUUAUGCUAGUUAUGGGCUAAAUCAUUUCCUACAAUGAAAUGUUCUCUAGGAUUCUAAAAUAGGCAGGUACUUUACUAUGUUACUGUACCCUGCAGGGCUGAGUUUUAAAGUAGGCUUUUCCACAGAUGCUUUUAGUCUAAGAAAAGCACAGGUGGAGCAAUACUUUCCUUCUUUGAAGAGAAUCCUGAAAGUUAGUUCAUCUUAAAGUGCAAUAUUGUUUAAUGUUAAAACUAGGGCAGCUUUGCUGGAAGAACUUUAAACAGAAGCCUCUCAAUGUUGGUCACUUUGAAUUGCUUGUGAUUUCAAAAAUAAAGCGGUGAAGCAAUA